CAUUAUCAUAUUGUUACAUACGAGGUCACGGCCCAGCACCUCCCAGCUUGGGCAAAAGCUAGCACCAACCUAUCAAUCCGACGGGCCUCACCUACCUUUUAGUCGGGAGUCGAUCGAUACACCGUUUAAGAAAGUGUCGCAACCGGUUUUUGUGGAGUGAGCCAGCGAGUCAUGGACUUACAAAUUGAGGAGUAUAAAUACCAUGAUGGCACUGUUUACAAUGGUCAGUGGAAUGAACAUGGACACCGGCAUGGCAUCGGUUACCUGGCUUUUCCAGACACCAGCAAAUACUGGGGUCAAUUUGAAGAUGGAAUGUUUGGGGGACUUGGAAUAUUGACUUUUCAGGAUGGUUCAAGGUAUGAAGGAGAGUUUAAGAAAGGCAAAUUCCAUGGUCUUGGCAUUUUCACAAGGAAAGACAAGAUGGCUUUUGAAGGCGAGUUUAGAGAGGGGAAAAUCUGGGGACUAGGCCUUGUCACGUUUCCUGAUGGCUCCCAUGGUCUUCCAAGAAAUGAGGGCUACUUUGAAGGAAACCAUAUCAUCAGACGUGAAAAGUGUGCCAUGGUGGUCCAUCAAGCACGCAUCACUGCAAACAGAGCUAAAAAGAUAGCAGCAUAAACUUAUAACUAAAUUAUCACUGAAUAUAAUUUUUAACAAGUGCUUAUUUUGCUAGGAAAGUGUAAUGAUUUUGUCGAUAAUAAAGGACUACUUGAGCGGGAGAUUUUGGGUUUGGUCAAGAAUUAAAAAACUGGAAAUAAUUGUCAAAGGUGAUAGAAAUGCUACCAAAAUAAACACUUUCUGAGGCCUGUUAAUUCUUUAUUCACUGGAAUUUGAUCUUUAUGCACACAGAAUUGUGUAAAAAUUAUAUGUGGUAGUUUGGAUAAUUUUUACCUCUGAACAUGGCUGCAUUGAAAUUUAUAGCAGACAAAUCUGUUGCUAGUUGGAAUUCAAUCCAAUUUUGUCAGAGAGGUGUCAAGGGAUGUAAAGAAUCUUAUCUGACAUGGUUUAAACACAUAUUAUCAGCUAAAUUUUAUUCUCAGCAUGUACCUCUGAGAAAUGGAAAUUCUUAUGAUUGAGUGCACCCAUCACUAAACCACAUGAAAAAAAAGACGCACCACUUUUUGAUUUCUGUUUUUCACUUGUACCAUUUCUGUGCACUUAAAAAAGAAGCACCGUUUCUCUUAUUUUGAUGAUUUACCUUAAUAAUAGGGUGGUUUCAGCUUGUAUAGUAUAUUGUUAUAGUUUUCUGUGGAAAUGAGUAUGAGUAUUUUUGCACAGGACAUAGCAAGUAUGAAGUUUCAGAUGGGUUCAGUGGUGUAAUUCUUCAAUGUUUUAACAUAAAACAUACCUAUAGUGUUUAUUAAUUAUCAAACAGAAAUUCUUAUUUUGCAAUCAUAUACACAAAUUUGUUUUUUCUUAAUAUAAAUAGUUUUGGUAUUGAAAGUACUUGUUUAAGUGUUUUUUAGACCUUUAUUUGUACUUCACAACAUUCUCAUUUUGUAUAUAAGUAGUUGGCUGUUGUUUUAUUUAUGUAGUGUUUUAUUGAUUUUGUUAUGAUGCACCACUGUCUGCAUAUCUAUAUUAUUAACAGGUACCUACAGCUGCAUAUUGAUCUCACAAAUCCAUCUCAAAAAUGAGAUCACAAAAUCCAUGAGACCUGCACAACAUGAACCAGUGAAAUUAUAAGGAGCUUUAAACUUCACUUUAUGUACUUUGUGGUGUUUACAUCCCUUUUUGGACACUAUUGAGAACAAAUCCUUUAGUGUAAAGGAAGUGAGAAACUGAUCUCAGUGUGCUAAAUAUUUUUUAUUUUUGGUCUAUCAUCACAUUUAACAUUUUUCUUAAACUUUUUGAUGAUGGGGAAAAGAAAUGAUAAACUGCAUUUUCACUGUAUUUUGUAAGGAGAUUAAUGUCAUCCCUACCCACCCACAGCCACUCCCUCCCCCCCAAAAAAAAUGUAUUUAUAUUAAACAGAUUUCACAAAGUAUAAAAAUGAGUUAGAAACACUAAAUGGUGUUGUGGCAGUGGGGGGUAAAGCCUUAUUGUGACUGUGUUUCUCUAGUAGCACUAUAAUACUUACUAGCCUGUGUGCGAAUAGAGAUUGUCAAAAUUUUGUGACGAUGCCAUUUAUUGCUUAAAAACCUGUCUUGGAAUUAUUCUGUUGAUUGUAUCAAGUUUUACUGCACAUUUCCAACUAUGUAUUAAUGAGAUAUUUUUAUUUUAUAAAUAAGUCUACUGUUUUCUAUUGUUCAUGUCAAAUUUUGAUGAUUUGUAUGAUAUACAAUGAAUGGUUAAGAAAGUGAGAUUCAGCUGCAGAGAGUAAUAAUAUUCUGUUUAAAGAUUAAAUGUCUAGUGAUAAACCAAAA
Messenger RNA from Pomacea canaliculata, 2363 nucleotides. RefSeq names its product MORN repeat-containing protein 4-like. Bases 172 to 615 code for a protein of 147 amino acids. The record is from RefSeq and is a predicted model, not a curated record. The transcript is spliced from 4 exons. Lineage: Eukaryota; Metazoa; Mollusca; Gastropoda; Architaenioglossa; Ampullariidae.